Messenger RNA from Acipenser ruthenus (sterlet), 1767 nucleotides. RefSeq names its product alpha/beta hydrolase domain-containing protein 17B. The record is from RefSeq and is a predicted model, not a curated record. Gene Ontology annotation, biological process: protein depalmitoylation. NCBI's taxonomy places the organism in Eukaryota, Metazoa, Chordata, Actinopteri, Acipenseriformes, Acipenseridae. The transcript is spliced from 4 exons. Gene Ontology annotation, molecular function: palmitoyl-(protein) hydrolase activity. The coding region runs from base 329 to 1195 and encodes 288 amino acids. Gene Ontology annotation, cellular component: plasma membrane; endosome membrane.
UAUUGACUAGCAGGUUCAAGCGAUGUAGUGAGUCUGACUGGAGGGGUUGGGUUUAGGUUAACAGGAUUAAAGGCUCAAAGGCUCUUUGUCACUCCUCGAAUAUUUUAGCCAAGAAAACUGACCCACAUGUUAACUCGAUUAUUUUAUAUAGCGGGACAGAGCCGAGUUUGGGUUUUUCAGGAACAGCAGUUGGUUGUUUGUAAUGUUAGUCAGCAGAUCGAGCGAAAGGACAUAGUGGACUCCAGACAUCAUAUGUUUUUGUGAUUAUUGCACCUUAUUUUUAUCUGUACCACUUCAACCUUCAACUGCUGGACUUCCGGAACAGAAAAUGAAUAACCUUUCCUUUAGUGAGCUGUGUUGCCUGUUUUGCUGCCCUCCGUGUCCUAGCAAAAUUGCCUCAAAACUCGCUUUCCUGCCCCCCGACCCUACGUACACCCUGAUCUGUGAUGAGAGCGGCAGCCGGUGGACUCUGCACCUCUCGGAACGAGCAGACUGGCAGUACUCAGCCAGGGAAAAGGAUGCCAUUGAGUGCUUCAUGACCAGGACCAGUCGAGGAAACAGAGUAGCCUGUAUGUUUGUUCGCUGUUCCCCAAAUGCCAAGUUUACCCUGCUCUUCUCCCACGGGAAUGCUGUGGACUUGGGUCAGAUGAGCAGCUUUUACAUCGGACUUGGCUCUCGAAUAAACUGCAAUGUCUUCUCCUACGAUUAUUCUGGGUAUGGAGCAAGUUCUGGGAAGCCAUCAGAGAAAAACCUCUAUGCAGACAUUGAUGCUGCCUGGCAGGCACUCAGGACACGGUACGGCAUCUGCCCUGAAAAUGUGAUCAUAUAUGGCCAGAGUAUAGGAACAGUACCAUCGGUGGACCUUGCUGCACGAUAUGAGAGUGCAGCUGUCAUUCUGCAUUCUCCCCUGACCUCCGGAAUGCGGGUAGCUUUUCCAGAUACAAGGAAGACAUACUGUUUUGAUGCAUUUCCAAACAUUGACAAAAUUUCUAAGAUUACCUCUCCAGUAUUGAUUAUUCAUGGAACAGAAGAUGAAGUCAUAGAUUUUUCACAUGGACUAGCACUGUAUGACCGCUGUCAAAGACCAGUGGAGCCGUUAUGGGUGGAAGGAGCUGGCCAUAAUGACGUGGAGCUCUAUGGACAGUACCUUGAAAGAUUAAAACAGUUUGUUGCACAUGAGCUGGUGAAUUUGUAAAAUAUAUAUAUAUAUAUAUAUAUAUAUAUAUAUAUAUAUAUAUAUAUAUAUAUAUAUAUAUAUAUAUAUGAGAAAAAGGGACUUAAAAAUGUUAUAUAACUGUGAAUUUGUUUUGUUUUGAUUGCUGCUUCUUGUCAUUUACUGACUGCAUGUGGUGAAUAAGAUGUAAACCUGAGGGUUUAUUUGCAAAUCAUGUUUGCUGCCUUUUGAAGAAAUGUUUGCAAAUAUCAGUAAUGAAGGUUUUCAUGCCAGGUAUUUAAAGAAAAAAAAAGCUGGAAUACUGUCAUGCAGUCGGUCUGUAACUCGUUUCUGUACUUAGUUCUUUAUGGUUAAACAAUUGUUGUUUUCAUUUUUAUAAUAUUUAACUGUAGAUGUACUACAUAACAUUUAGAAAGUACGGUAGAAAUUAUAAUGUAAAUUCAGAAAAUUGCUGUGCAAGUGUUGCCAAAUGUUCAGCAUAUCGGAAUCAAAUUUAUACAGAAACAUUUUUAAACAUCUCAAGAAAGCUGUUUUUUUUGUUUUAUAUAUUUUGUUUAAUUAUGUACAAUAAUAAAAAUAAUAAUUCAAUCGGC